GAGUGAAACUCCUUUCCUUUGCAUCAGGUCCUUCUACGACCACCAAUGCAUGUGAGCAGAUGAUGUGGUGACUCUGUCAGAGAAUAAUAGUCAAGAAACGUUUGAUAUCUAGCCACCUUAACUUCCCAAAAUAACCAUAAGUGUCAUGACUAAAGACGCUGUCCAAGGAGCCGCGGAGGAGGCGGACCAGGCCCAGUCGAAGAAAGGCCUGAAGAAACAGCAGAAGGAAGCAGAGAAAGCGGCGAAGAAAGCUGAGAAGCAGGCCAAGCUGGCUGCUGACACACAAAGCACAGAUGAAGAUGACUUUGCCAAGGAUCGGUACGGUGUCCCCCAGAUGGUCCAGUCCCAGCAGAAACUGGACAGGGUGUUGGUGCGUGUCCAGAAGCUGACACCUGAGAAGGCUGACCAGCUGAUCUGGGUGCGUGCCAGGAUUCACACCAGCAGAGCUAAAGGGAAGCAGUGCUUCUUGGUCCUGCGUCAGCAGCAGUUUAACGUGCAGGCCCUAGUCGCCGUGGGGGAGCGUGCCAGCAAGCAGAUGGUGAAGUUUGCCGCCAACAUCAACAAGGAGAGCAUCGUGGACGUGGAGGCGAUGGUGAGGAAAGUGGAGCAGAAGAUCGAGAGCUGCACUCAGCAGGAUGUGGAGCUGCACAUUGAGAGGAUUUUUGUGAUCAGCCAGGCCGAGCCUCGCCUGCCCCUGCAGCUGGAGGAUUGUGUGAGGCCGGAUGGAGAGGGGGAUGAGGACGGAAGAGCGACGGUCAACCAGGACACCAGACUGGACAACCGAGUCAUUGAUCUCAGAACAACAACCAGCCAGGCCAUCUUCCGCCUGCAGUCGGGAGUUUGCCAGCUCUUUAGAGACACCCUGACCAACAAGGGCUUUGUGGAGAUCCAGACCCCCAAAAUCAUAUCAGCUGCCAGUGAGGGUGGCGCGAACGUCUUCACUGUGUCCUACUUCAAAACCAGCGCCUACCUGGCCCAGUCUCCCCAGCUCUACAAGCAGAUGUGUAUCUGUGCUGACUUUGACAAGGUGUUUUGUGUGGGACCAGUGUUCAGAGCAGAAGACUCCAACACCCAUCGUCAUCUGACAGAGUUUGUAGGUCUGGAUAUUGAGUUGGCGUUCAACUACCACUACCACGAAGUGAUCGAGUCCAUCACCGACACCAUGGUGCAGAUCUUCAAAGGGCUCAGAGAAAAGUUCCAGACUGAGAUCCAGACGGUGGGGAAGCAGUACUCCAGUGAGCCCUUCAGGUUCCUGGAGCCCACUCUGAGGCUAGAGUACACGGAGGGCGUGGCCAUGCUCCGGGAGGCCGGGGUGGACAUGGGAGACGAGGAGGACCUCAGCACUCCAAAUGAGAAGUUGCUCGGUCGUCUGGUGAAAGAAAAGUAUGACACUGACUUCUAUGUGCUGGACAAGUACCCCCUGGCUGUGAGGCCCUUCUACACCAUGCCUGACCCCAAUGACAAAAAAUACUCCAACUCCUACGACAUGUUCAUGAGAGGAGAGGAGAUCCUCUCUGGCGCUCAGAGGAUCCACGAUGCCCAGCUGCUUACUGAGAGGGCCAUUCACCACAACAUUGAUCUGGAGAAGAUCAAGUCCUACAUCGACUCUUUCCGUUACGGAGCUCCCCCACACGGAGGUGGUGGCAUUGGGCUGGAAAGAGUCUGCAUGCUCUACCUGGGUCUUCACAAUGUCCGCCAGGUCUCCAUGUUCCCCCGUGACCCCAAACGCUUGACCCCCUGAACGGCCAUCGCCACUGGAGACAGAUGCAGGACAUGGGGAAUCUAUAUUCAUCUGCAAAACACCAGACAGAGUUGAGAAAUUAGUGCCACGACACUGAAGUGCUACUGCGAUUAACAAAUAGAGAAUCAAGCCAGGGUACUACUACGGUCAACAGUAUUCAGUAAUAGAAAAUGACACAUGAAGAAAUAGAUUAAUAAUAUAAGGGAGAAAGAGUCUUAAUACAGAAGUGGAAUAUGAUUAAGGGAUGUGUUGGCUUAGGCUCACCUAUGCAUUACUUACCUUGUGUUGUAUCUCUUAACACUUUUCUAUGGGGUUGAUCAACUUUGAUACCAGUCUUUGUCACACUACAGAGGUAUGACUAAUAAAUAAUCAUGGUCUGCUGACA
This is a messenger RNA of Oncorhynchus keta (chum salmon), 2126 nucleotides long. Its product is annotated as aspartate--tRNA ligase, cytoplasmic-like. Bases 146 to 1741 code for a protein of 531 amino acids. Lineage: Eukaryota; Metazoa; Chordata; Actinopteri; Salmoniformes; Salmonidae. Gene Ontology annotation, biological process: aspartyl-tRNA aminoacylation. Gene Ontology annotation, cellular component: cytosol; cytoplasm; aminoacyl-tRNA synthetase multienzyme complex. Gene Ontology annotation, molecular function: aspartate-tRNA ligase activity; RNA binding; ATP binding. The transcript has 18 exons. The record is from RefSeq and is a predicted model, not a curated record.